Molecule: messenger RNA, 1107 nt
Organism: Penicillium subrubescens
Lineage: Eukaryota; Fungi; Ascomycota; Eurotiomycetes; Eurotiales; Aspergillaceae
Exons: 4
Coding region: 7-1107 (366 amino acids)
Source: RefSeq, a predicted model, not a curated record
CUCGCGAUGAUCCCCCCUUGCGAUCCUUCCAUUCUAGAACAAAAUCCCCAUUUCAAACGGCUUUAUGAGAACCUUACAACGAAUCUGCUAAAUCCAGAUGGCUCGACUUGCGCCCACGCCGCUGAUCCAGCGCGGAGGGCUGUUGUACAUGACUUGAAACAGUGUCAACAUCGAAGCGCAAAGAAACGGAUUAAGGAGCAUACACUCAAGCAACUAGCUUUUGCAUCAGACAGCGGACUCUCCGACGAGUGCCGCGAUAACCUCGCUCUUAUAUCACUAUACCUCGAGACAUCCCCUUCCGCCAUAGAUACGAACACACCACAAGGUGGCCAAUCGCAGCCACACACCCCCGACGACGCGCUCACCCUCCUCGCACCCACAAUCUCCUCCUUCUAUACACACAUCCCCGCCCUGAUCACGCCCUUCUCAUCGCUCCUCUCUACUACCCUCACAACCCUACGCGCCCUCUCUAUAACACCAGACCCAGACACAACGUCAACAAUCCCCGCCCCUCCCGCUACAAACCACCAAUCCCGCGCCCGCGCUCGAGACCGCCGCGUGCGUACCUCGCUAGCACCAGCCCCGCCUCUAGCGUCGCAGCUCCGUAAACGAGUCGACGCCUUGCGCACCACUCAACUCUCGGAGCUCCCGGCAGCACGAAGAGAUAUGGCCGCGACAGCGGCGGAACUCAUGAGUGUGCGGGCCGCGUUGCUGGAGCGCAUGAUCGUUGUGCUAGAACGGGCGAAGCACGGGACUCUCGCGAGGGCUGUGAAGGCGCGGGCCGAGCAUUUGGCGGUUAUUGCGCAGGGGAUUGAAGGGAAAGUCGAAGUGGCUAAGCUUGAAAUUGCGGCGGCGCUGUAUACACCCGAGACUCUGGCCGCGUUGGAUCGGUACCGGGUGCAUUUGCGGGAUACGAGGGCUCGGCUUGAGGAGCAGAGGGGUGUGGCUGUUGAGGAGUUGAAGAGGUACGGUGAUGGUUCUGAGAGGGGGAUUGAGCGGGGUGGGUUUGGGGAUGCGGCAGCGUUGGCGGAGAUUGCGAGUCGGUAUGGAGAUUUGGUCAAGGAGGUUGAGGAUGUAAGGAUGGAGAUUGCGAGGUUGGGGGAGUAG